This is a messenger RNA of Ctenocephalides felis (cat flea), 3393 nucleotides long. RefSeq lists its product as uncharacterized. Lineage: Eukaryota; Metazoa; Arthropoda; Insecta; Siphonaptera; Pulicidae. Gene Ontology annotation, biological process: proteolysis. Gene Ontology annotation, molecular function: serine-type endopeptidase activity. The transcript is spliced from 5 exons. The coding region runs from base 1 to 3393 and encodes 1130 amino acids. The record is from RefSeq and is a predicted model, not a curated record.
AUGCGGAUAAUUGUAUUUUUGGGCGGACUAGCCCUACUUCUUGCGAUAGCGAAAGCAGAAGAAAAUUCAGGAUGGUCUUGGGGAGGAGAAAAAAAGGACCAAGUUGCAGAAACGAGUGAAACGUCAACUACUGUACCUCAAAGUGAUAGCGGCACAGCCGAAAAAAGUUCUGAUGAAGUGAUUCAACCUAGAUCGAAAUCAAAUAUCGAAGCAGAUUCAGAACAAAUUAUAGAAGAUAUUCUUGCAUCAACGAGACAAGGAAGAAAUUUAGACGGUUACGAUGAAGUAUAUAGCGAUCCAAGUGUUCAACAGGCACUUCAAAACGGUGAUGAUGGCGAGGCAAGAAAUAUUAUCAGAGAUAAACUCUGCUACUUAGGACUGAUGCAGUGCGAUGAAGCUAUAGAUCCAAAACGCCCAUACAUAUCACCUGAAAAUUUAAUUUACGCCCAACCUGUCGCUUUGAAGCCAUACGGUCGACCAAUUGCUUCUGUACCACUAAGAGGACCACCACGUGCAUAUGGACCUCCAAAAACAAUGCCAUUCCCUCCUCAUAUUAGCGGACCAUCAUAUUCAUCAAAUCGCCAAGGUUAUGGUCCACCAAAGCAGGGUCCUUACAGACCAUUUGGACCUCCAAAAGAGUUCCCACCUGGUCCUAUAUACUCCGCAACACCACCCCCGUCUUACAGUGGAUCAUCAUUCCAAUCGUCGCAAUUUUCACAAUCGUCUAGUUUUAACAGACCACAAAUUGGAAAUAAAUAUGAAAUUGCUGAAGUCGAUACCUCGCCUUAUGAAUUUCAAGCUCCCUUCUCGAGCGAUUUGAAAAAGCCUUCAUUCGCACCAAAUGCAGGUUUAAAUUCUGGUAGUGCUAACGCAGAUGGAGGAGUACAGAAGCAUGUUCAUCAUCAUUUCCAUCAUAAUGCAGAUGCAGCCGAUCAAAAAAUUCCGACAGUAAUCGUCAAUAAUCCUGGACUUCCUUCUAAUUUCUUAGGAUCAAGUAAUAGUUUGAACUCAUUAUCAAGCAAUAGCGGCUUCAAUCAGUUGACAUCCGGCUAUGGCAGUAUUAAGCAAUAUAAAGAUAUAAAAGAUUUUGCUGGAGUUAACAGUCUAAAUGGUUACAAAGGCGUAAAUGCAGGAUUGGGAUCAGCAGCUGGCUCCAAUGGAUUAUAUGGAACUGGAAUUAAGCAAUCAUUUGAAUCCUCCGGAUUGUCUGGUUAUGGUGGUGUAGGGGGAGCAGGUGGUUUACCAACUUAUGAUUCUGGAAAUGCUUUCAACGUUGGGUCAAACUCAUUUUCUUCUAAUGGGUUUAGUUCAAGCACAUAUGGCGGACAAGGAGCUUCUAGCACCUUUUAUAAAAAGGAACUAGACGUCAGGGGACCUGCCUAUGCGUCGCAAUUGAAUGGUGGAGCUUCAUACCAAGGAGGAUAUCAAAAUAAUUACCAAGGAAAUGGUUUGGAUUGCGUAUGUGUACCAUUCAACCAAUGCCCAGCUCCUGAUGUACUUGGUAGAAAGGAUGAUCUUUUAUUACCAAUUGAUCCCAGAAAUCUUGGAUCUAACAUUGAAGCACUCGCUGAUGACUUGGUCGUCACAGACGGAAAUGGUACUAUGUCUAUAAUACGUGUCACUAAAGAAGCAGAUAAUUCAACAAGUGCUGAAGCCGAUGAAAAUACUAAAAAAAUCUCUAAAAGGUCAGCUGCGCAAGAUAAACAGGAUUCUUCGUCAGGAGAUAAAAAGGUAGAAGCGCGCGGAUUUUCAUACGACGGAGUAAGUAAUGGUCUCAAAAAUAAAAAUAUCAUUCCUACGGUGGGCGUUUCCUUUGGGCUUCCUUCUGGAAGUGGUCCUUUGAAUCAUUUUGGCCCAUCAAUUCAUGACCCUUACGGUAAUGGCGGACCAAUAAGAGCAGGCGGCUUUGACCUUGGCUUAGGUUACGUUAAUCCAUUCUUAGCAAUUCAAUUAACAAAAAAUGAAUACGGCGAAAAAGUGAUAAAACCUAUCGUUAACUUUCAUAUAACACCAAAUGAAAGACUCGUAGGUAAACUGCAUGGCAUAAAGCAACAGUUACAUCUUCUGCAUCACACGCAUCAUGUACACCAUAAUCACCAUGGUAUCCCUCCGCCGCCUCCAAUUUACCAUCAUCCUCCACCCCAUUUCCAUGGCCCUCCUCACCAUCAAUAUGCUCCUCACCAUGUCCCGCAUUAUUAUUCACGCCCGCCGCCACCCCACCAUAAUUUCCAUGACGACCAUGAACUUUCUCAUCCUCCGCCUAAUGAUUACUACGACUAUGGAGAUGACGAUGUGGAUUUUAAUUCAUACGGAGAACGCCGUUCGCGGCAGCAUAACGCCCGAAAUGCGACCUCUGCUCUGUCCCAAUACCAGGAUCAAAGGAUUUCCCUUCCUAAACAAGCUCCGGGUACUGAGCCCGGCGCUGGUACUGUCACCUUUCCAAACUCACGACGCAAGCGUGACACAACAACUGUGAAGACUGACACGACACGCACUAAGCGACAAGCUGGCUAUUUCAAUGGCUUGCAGCAAUGCGGACCGCAACAAGUAUGCUGUAGGCGACCCAGACAGCAGCAGUUCCAACAAGGAAGAGCACAAUGUGGAGUCCGAAACUCACAAGGUAUUAAUGGCCGUAUUAAGAAUCCAGUUUAUGUUGAUGGAGAUAGUGAAUUUGGCGAGUAUCCUUGGCAAGCAGCUAUUUUGAAGAAGGAUCCAAAAGAAUCCGUGUACGUGUGCGGAGGUACUCUGAUUGAUCAUCAGCACAUUAUCACUGCAGCUCAUUGUAUAAAAACUUACACCGGCUUCGAUCUGCGCGUACGUCUGGGAGAAUGGGACGUGAAUCAUGAUGUAGAGUUUUAUCCAUACAUAGAACGUGAUGUCAUAUCAGUUCACGUGCAUCCAGAAUACUACGCCGGAACCCUGGACAACGAUUUAGCUGUUUUAAAAUUAAACCAACCUGUUGAUUGGACGCGAACACCUCACAUCAGUCCUGCAUGUUUACCCGACAGACACAGUGACUUUACAGGAGCCCGCUGUUGGACUACCGGAUGGGGAAAAGAUGCUUUCGGAGAUUACGGAAAAUACCAAAACAUUCUUAAGGAAGUCGACGUACCUGUAAUUGGCGAUGCACAAUGUCAAGCACAACUACGACAGACGAGAUUGGGAUAUAGUUAUAGAUUGAAUCCAGGUUUCCUCUGCGCAGGAGGAGAAGAAGGAAAAGACGCCUGCAAAGGCGAUGGUGGUGGACCUUUGGUUUGUGAACGCAAUGGAGUCUGGCACGUAGCAGGUGUUGUAUCCUGGGGUAUUGGAUGUGGCCAACCUAAUGUUCCUGGUGUUUACGUCAAAGUGUCACACUACAUUGACUGGAUAAACCAGAUUGUAGGACGAUAUUAA